Messenger RNA from Mercurialis annua (annual mercury), 2847 nucleotides. RefSeq names its product zinc finger BED domain-containing protein RICESLEEPER 1-like. Bases 266 to 2248 code for a protein of 660 amino acids. The transcript has 2 exons. NCBI's taxonomy places the organism in Eukaryota, Viridiplantae, Streptophyta, Magnoliopsida, Malpighiales, Euphorbiaceae. Gene Ontology annotation, molecular function: protein dimerization activity; DNA binding. The record is from RefSeq and is a predicted model, not a curated record.
AAAGCCCUAAUCUUCUUAGCUGCCCGAUUCUCUAUACUCUGUUAUUUCCAUUUCAUUGUUUAAAUUCCUUACCUCUAUUUCGAAGUCCCCCGCUGCCUCAUGUAAACCUCCUUCCAUGGCUCCGCCGCCGUCAGUAAAGUUUCUCCACCGCCUCUCAAUCAAAUGGGUAUCUAGUAUCUGAUUUCAAUUUUUUGUAAUUGUCAGCAGUACCCUUAUGAUACUCAGUUUUAAUGUUAUAUUGGUUUCAAUGGGUAGAUUUUAUUGAAUGAUAACCAAGGAUUUUAACGCAAUGGAUCUAUCAGAUGCAGUAAUAGUAAAAUCAAGCAGAUUAAAAUCUGUUGUAUGGAAUGAUUUUGAUAGGGUUAAAAAGGGUGACACUUUUGUAGCUAUUUGUAGACAUUGUAACAAAAAACUUAGUGGGUCUAGUACAAGUGGAACCUCUCAUUUAAGAAACCAUUUAAUUAGAUGUCAAAGAAGAACUUCUCAUGGUGGCAUUGCACAAAUUUAUUCCAAGAAAAAAGAUGGAAAUCUUGCACUUUCUAAUGUUAGUAUUGGUCAAGAAUCGGGACGGGAUGAGCCUCUUAUUGUUGUUAAUUAUAAUUUUGAUCAAGGGCCGGUUAACGAUGACGGUGUUACUAUUGCCUGUGGUAGUUCGGGUAGUUUUGAUUAUAGGCGGAGUCGGAAAGAUUUGGCCCGGAUGAUUAUUUUACAUGGCUAUUCGAUUCGUAUGGUUGAUCAUGUCGGGUUUAGGGUUUUUGUUAGGAAUUUGCAGCCGAUGUUUGAGCUUGCAACGGCUGAGAGAGUGGAGGCGGAUUGUUUAGAUAUUUAUAAGCAGGAGAAGGAAAAGGUGUAUGCAGUUUUGGAUAAAUUACAUGGAAAUAUUAGUGUAAGUGCCUGUUUGUGGUCUGCUUCAAAUGAUGCUGAGUACUUGUGUUUAACGGCACAUUAUAUUGAUGACGUUUGGCAAUUAAAUAAGAAGGUUUUGGUUUUUCUUUUGGUCGAUCCAAUGCAUACAGAUGAUAUGUAUCCUGAAGUCAUUAUGUCGAGUUUGAUGGAUUGGGAUAUAGAUCGUAAGCUGUUCUCUGUCACAUUUGAUAGUCAUUCUUCCAGUGAUGAUGUUGUUGAUACAAUUAGAAUCCGCUUGUCCCAGAACAGGUCCCUUUUUUGUGAUGGUAUGUUGUUUGAUAUUCGUUGUGCUGCCAGUCUUGUCAAUUUUAUGGUUCACGAUGCGUUGGAAGCACUCUUUGAGGUGACACAUAAGAUUCGAGAAAGCAUUCGGUAUAUCAGAAGUUCACAAGAAACUCAAAUGAAGUUUAAUGAGAUAGUUGUACAAGCUGAAGUUGAGAGUCAGAAGUGCUUAUGUCUUGACAAUCUAUUGCGGUGGGAUUCAACUUAUUUUAUGCUUGAAGCUGCUCUGGACUACAGAUCAGCAUUUUCCGUUCUUCAAGAACGAGAUCCUGCUUAUGCAAUGUGUCCUACUGAUAUAGAGUGGGAAAGGGCAAGGUCCAUUACAAGAUAUUUGAAACACUUUGUUGAAGUUACUAAUGUUUUUGUGAAGAAUAAGUAUCCAACUGCAAAUAUGUACUUUUCUGAGAUCUGUGAUAUUCACUUGCAGUUAAUCGAAUGGUGCAAGAAUCCAGAUGAUUAUAUUCGUUCAACGGCAGUGAACAUGAAAAACAGGUUUGAUGAAUAUUGGGAUAAAUGCAGUUUUGCUUUAGCAGUUGCAGCUAUGUUAGAUCCUCGGUUCAAGUUGAAGUUGAUUGAGUAUUAUUAUAAAAGAAUAUUCGGUACAGGUUCUGCAGAGUUAAUUGAUGAAGUUUUCGAGUGUAUAAAGAGACUGUACAAUGAUCAUUCUAAUGGCUCUCCGUUAGCUUCUUUUGACCAAGAUAGCUCUGGCUGCUUACUUAUUUGUGAUAGGGAUAGACUAACAGGAUAUGACCAAUUUUUGCAUGAAACUUCUGAGACUCAAGGUGAAAAGUCAGAUUUGGACAAGUUCUUGGAAGAACCUCUAUUUCCUCGUAGUAUAGAUUUUAACAUAUUAAAUUGGUGGAAAGUUCACACUCCGAGGUAUCCUAUCCUUGCAAUGAUGGCCCGGAAUAUCUUAGGAAUUCCAAUGUCAAAGGUUACACCGGAAUUUGCUUUUAACAGCGGUAGGAGAGUGCUUGAUCGCGAAUGGAGUUCACUGCAACCAACUACUGUGCAAGCUUUGAUGUGCUCGCAAGAUUGGAUGAGUGUUUCAGAAAACUAGUUUCCUUUUAGUAUUACUCUAUUUUUGGGAUUAUCAUGGCGUGCUUAUUCUUAGUAGGAUGUUCCGGAGAUUCAUGACAGAUGCACUCAUGUUCACGGAGACGUUUGCUUAAAACCACGCCAUCAUAAUUGGGGUUUCAUGAAUUUGGUGGUUGUUAUUUGCUUUAAGGCAUGUUAUAUGCUAAUUGAAGUGUUGAAAGAGUUGAACGCAGGUCUUGGUGUCGCACCUCUUUCAUCUGAUGUUUUACGAAAACUUAUUGAGUCUCAUGCUUCAGUGUUUUGUUUCCAUUUUUGGAAACACCUGUGAAGUUCAAAACUCUAUAUUUAUAAUAUAGUUUUACCAAAAGAAAAAAGUUAAUGCAGUUUUUUUAUUUUGGGUUUCUCCUUGGAAAACAAGGAGGGAAGGAAGGGUUUAGAGCUAUUUGAAACUCCAAAAUUGUAGUUUUUGAUAUGUGAAAUUUCUUUAGUAACCUCUGCAGAUUUGUGAAGAUGAAAUUUGUUUUAGUGACGGUUUAAGAUCGAUGGAGUUUCAUGUUGUCGGUUCAUUUCCUCUUUUUUUGUUCAGUUAUAGUGUAAAAGAAUUGAAUCUAAAAUUUUGUA